UUCGGUUCGGUUCGGAUAUUUCGGGUUUUGGUUAGUCCGGAUAGGGGCUAGAGGAUCCAUUUAGUACUUGACCUAUUUUUGGUUCGGUCCGGUUCGGAUAGUUUCGGGUUCGGUUCGGUUCGGAUAGUAAAUGUAGGAACCGAAAAAUAUCCGGAAAAGUUCGGUUCUCAUUUGGAUCCGGUUCGGGUUCGGAUAGUUCGGGUAGUUCGGAUAAUUUGGAUAAAAUUUCGGUUAUUUAGGGUAAAUAUCAAAUAAUUAGGAUGAUUUAGAUAAAAAAUUUGGAUAUUUCGGAUUACUUUGGAUAUUUCGGAUAAAACUAUCUGCAUAGUUUCUGAUACUUUCGGAUAGUUUGGAUACUUUAUAAUAAUUUAGUUAUCCUCAACUAUUUUCAGAUACUUUUAAUAGAAUUUUAAAUUAAAAAUAUAUAUUUAGUGAUGUUAUAUGUGUAUAUAAUUAAUAUUUUUAUAUAUUCGGGUACCCGUUCGGUUCUCGGUUCGGUUCCGGUUCAGUUCGGUUAUUUCGGAUAUAAAAAUAUAGGAACCGUUCGGGUAUUUAAGGGUAUUAGUCCGGUUCCAGUUUCGGGUAUUUCGGUUCGGUUCCGGUUGGGUUCUUCAGUUCCGGUUAUUUUGCCCAGGCCUAGUUAGAGGUAACACAAAGAUGAAUAAUUAGGGAGGGAGCAGUUGCAAGUUGUUUGAAAUUUGAAACCAACACUUCAUCGCGUUUGUGUCAUCUCUGGAUUCUCGUUGUCUUAUAAGUAAAAAGCUGGGGCUUGUAGGGAUACAAACGUCAAGAGAGCCCCUUAUAAAUAGUUAAGAUUGUUGAUUAAUGCUCACAAAAUAAGAGUGUGAGAGAGUCUCCUAACUCGUGGUUGAGUCAUGCAGCUCAAAAGGUCAUCAUCAUCAUCAUCUACUCCAAUCUCCAUGAAACUCAAAACCAUGUUCCUAAACCUCAUCACACACUCUCUUUACAGUCUUUUACGGUCUCUCUCCAGAGCAAAAUCCAUCCUUAUAGAGAUAUCUAAACACAACAAGAAGAGGUUAUUCAUGAUGAUGUUUUACCUAAAAACGUCAUCCAUUCACCAACGCAAGGUCUUCUUCGGGUCCUCCUCCUCCCAUGUUGUCCAUGUAACUAACUCUUUCUCUAUCUCCCUACAUGCUGAUGAAGACGAGGAUGAUCAUGAGUCUGAGUACUUCGAGUGGCUAGAAGACGAGGUUGAUGAGAGUAAUAACAUUAAUGAUGAUCAUAGUGUUGGUGAUGUUGAUAUUGAUCGUUUGGCAGAUAUGUUCAUCGCCAGCUGCCAUGAGAAGUUCUUGCUGGAGAAGGUUGAGUCUUAUAGGAGAUACCAAGAUAUGUUGGAGAGGAGUUUGUGAGAAUUGAGAACUGAGAGAACCAACAAAGAGUGUUUGUUUUGUUCUAUGUUAAUUAAUUCUUGUUUGAUGGAUGUCUUAGUCAAUAAAAUGGAGAUGAAAUAUUUACAAACGUUAUUGUUUUAUUGAGAAACUUUCUACGUAUAUGGAGUAUUUACCGAAAAAUAUAAUAUUUUCGUAGGGGGUUUAACACAUAGAUUUUGAGAAAAAAUUCAAAAAUAUGAAA
Messenger RNA from Brassica napus (rape), 1593 nucleotides. RefSeq lists its product as uncharacterized. The record is from RefSeq and is a predicted model, not a curated record. NCBI's taxonomy places the organism in Eukaryota, Viridiplantae, Streptophyta, Magnoliopsida, Brassicales, Brassicaceae. The transcript has a single exon. The coding region runs from base 876 to 1370 and encodes 164 amino acids.